Messenger RNA from Aspergillus uvarum CBS 121591, 4017 nucleotides. RefSeq lists its product as uncharacterized. NCBI's taxonomy places the organism in Eukaryota, Fungi, Ascomycota, Eurotiomycetes, Eurotiales, Aspergillaceae. Gene Ontology annotation, molecular function: zinc ion binding; DNA-binding transcription factor activity, RNA polymerase II-specific; transcription cis-regulatory region binding. Gene Ontology annotation, cellular component: nucleus. Gene Ontology annotation, biological process: positive regulation of transcription by RNA polymerase II. The record is from RefSeq and is a predicted model, not a curated record. The transcript is spliced from 5 exons. The coding region runs from base 1 to 4017 and encodes 1338 amino acids.
AUGUCGCGCUCCUUCACUGGGUGCAAGCGAUGUAAAGGCCGUCGGCAGAAGUGUGACGAGCAGCGACCAAGCUGUGGCCGAUGCCAGCAAGCGAACACGCCUUGUCGAUAUGCAAUGCAGCUGCAGUGGGGUGGGCGGGCUUUCUCGCGCUCACGAUUCGGGGCCUGCGUGGGUAAUGGAGGCAUGCAUAAACUGGAGUAUUCCCCCGGCGAAUUUAUCUAUACCACAAACUCAUCCUCUACGGCACUAUCUCCCGGCUCGAUAAUCGCUGGUACCCCAUCUACGACGACCGCUGCAACUAGUCUAAACUACUACAUUGAUCCGUUCGCCUCCCUCUCGACGGAUCAAAAGUCCCUUCUUCACCACUUUCUCAGUGAUGCCUCGCAGAUCACUGCCUGUCAUUCCGGCAUGCAACAGGACAUUUGCAAGAUGCUGGUCCCCAUGGCCCUACAGACCCCGUCCCUCCUAUACGCAACCAUGGCCCUCUCUGCCAUCCACCUACAAGCCCUCCACAACCAGUCUGAAAAUGUCAAGUCGGCUCCGGAAAUCGCGCGCUUCAUGGCACUCAGCCUGGAACAUUUUCGCAAGGAACUGGAGAACCCUGCCAGCAGAGGGUCCGAUGCCCUGCUCGCUACAGCGCGCACUCUCUGCUUAGCUGAAAUCCAUUCGGGCGCCAUUCAUCCAAAUUCGUGGCGCGCACACAUCGCGGGAGCGAAAGCUCUCAUGGAUUCUUCGAAUCAGCGCGGGAUCCUGUCACCGGGAUCGCCCGAGGGCUUCCGUCGGUAUCUAGACCGCUGGCACCGCUCGAUUGUCUCGCUGACAGCGUUGACUGGAAACGGGCCGCCAAUUGGGGUGGAAGCAACCCUCGCGGACAACACAACCGAUUCCGUAACCCCUGAUUAUCUGGAUGACUACUGGGGCUUCACUGUCAACCUGGCCGCGAUCUUCCGGGCGAUUGGCGCGGUAUCCUGGCGGGAGCAUCAACACAUCUUACAGCAGCAACAAGAACCACGGCAGGAAGCCGCAUUAGGAGAUACCAUUGUCGACAUCGACGUCGCUCACGAAGCAGCUGCGCUUGAAGGCGCCCUCCGUCGGCUAAUGGCCGCCGAAGAAGUUGGAACUCAACCGACCUUCUACCCGGGUGUCACGGAGGGACUGUCGCCGGACUGUAUCCGGCAGCUGAUGCUCUGCAAUGAGGCCUUCCAGCGCAGUGCGCUCAUUCAGAUCCACCGCCGCUUGUACAAGACGCCCGCAUCGGCACCGGUGGUGCAGGACUCAGUCAAGCGGAUCCUGGAAUGUACGGCACAGAUCGGGCCGUCCCCGGGUCUGAGUCCAUGGGUGCUGCUCACAACACCGUUGUUCAUUGCGGGAUGCGAGGCGCGCGGGGCGGAUCGCCAACAGGUCCGCCAGCUACUAGCAUCACUGCAUGAUACUAUCCGGGUGCCAAAUGUUUUGCAGUCGUUGAGAUUGUUGGAGCAAUAUUGGGGUAACCAGCUGGAUGAGAAUGAGGGGUGGUCUCAGUUCUUGGGGAGCCCGGUCAACGACAGCGACGACGAGACCCCCGUUUACGAUAUUGCGUACUCCACGCGAUUCACGAAUGCGACUCGGAUACAUAACCGGCUUGUCAGUGAAUCCUUCGUCCACAAACGUAUAUCCCCGGCUAUAAACCCGAAGCGCGCUACCACCAUGGCUCUGCACCUGCCAACGAACGGCCCAGCCCCGCUACAGAUCGACCCUCCCCGCCGCACCGGCACCUCGUCAACUAUAGGGGAUAGCAAACAACCCAAGACACCCGGCAACAAGAUCAGCUCUUUCUUUGGGUGGCGGGCAGGCAAUUCCUCACCUGGCGCCGAAUCUUCGAGCACAGAAAUCUCCGAGUCCGGCCGAUCCCCAAUACCGUCACCCAUGCCGCCCUCACUGCCCAGCGCGUCCUUCUCCAGAACACCAUCCACAACGGUCCCGUUCGACCCUACUCGCCCGCAUACGUCUCUCCCGCAUCGCAAUUCGUCGCUCAGCAGCGCCAGUAUUCUGGAGAAGUCUGGAGCCCCAGCCCUGGUGGCGGAGCUCGAGAAUGAGUUGCGGGAGAUCAGCUCAGAGCUUGCGGGUUCGAUCCGCCGGGAGAUGGAGUUAGAGGACCUGGUCGAGCGACUGCAGUCGGACUCGGUUUUCGACACCCCUAACCGCCGGACCAGCGAUUACUUCUCCGACUCCGGCAGUAGCUCUAUCCGUUAUGCAUACGAGUCUGGUGGUCGAGUGGAGGAUAUUGAGAAAUACAAGCGUACUGCAGAGCAGGAACGGGCCCAGAUAAAGGUAGAGCUAUCUCAGAAACUGCAGGAAGAGCGCGGUCGACGUGCGGCCUCCGAGGCCCACGUUCAGAUUUUGGAAUCGCAAGUGCACCAGCUGCGACGGGAGAGAGUCGAUCUCUCUGAUAUGUCCUCCCGUACCAAAGAGCUGGAGACAGCUUUGGAAGCUACUCGUCGGAAAUUGGCUGAAGAGCGCCAGAUCAAAGACAACUUCGAAGAUCUACUCACUGCCAUGCGUGUCGAGCUCGAGCAGCUCCGAAAUGAGCGGGACCAUCUGAAGGAGAACGUAAUACCUCAGUUACAAAGCAGUGCUAGCAACUCUCACCAGCAAUUGCCGGAUCCUUCCGAGGUGGCGCGGUUGAUGGGCGAGAUUGAGGCACUGAAGAUAGAGAACGCCUCCCUAGCACAACUGCAAGGGAGCCGGUUUGCUUCCAUCGCUGAGGAAGAUACCAUGUCUCCGGCACGAGGUACGGGACUUGGUCUCUCUCGUUCGAACUCAUUGGCACGGGUGCGCUCAAAGCCAAGCGCCCCCACUGGCCUAUCCCGGUCCAACUCUUUGUCUCGAUCGAACUCUAUUAAUGUCAAGGAACGGAGCGAGCCGCGAGAGAAUCUGGCCGACAGGAUUGAAGACGUUGAGGCCCAACGGGAUGCCCUUCACGAAGCUCUUCGGCGCUUGCUCGAGCGCCAGGCUUACGAUUCUCGCGAGUACGAGAAACAGCUAAAGAUGAUGGAGCUCGAGCUGGCUCGUGCGCAGAUGGCGGAGUCUCCGCGCAAGAUCGGCUACGAACGCGAGGUACGGAACCUCCGAGAGGAGGUCAACUUGCUCCGCCACCGUGCAGAAGAAGCCAUGGAGCAGAAAUGGCAGUGUGAAAAGGGACUCGCAGGUCUGAAGAUGGAUCUGGACCGCGCCGAGCAGGAGACCACUUCUUUGCGAGUCCUGCUGCAGGAGCAUGACAUCACGGUUCCGGAAGACUAUGAUACCGACCGGGACGGGUUUGCUGAAGUCUUGGUCACUUCUUCCUCCCUGGAGACUGCCUACAAGCAGCUGCAGGCUGACAGGGAUCAGGCUGAAGCCAAUGUCGCGCAGUCUCCCAUGCUGGCGGAAUCGGUCACUCGGACCGACAGCUUAGCGGAACAUGUGAAGCAACAACUUGCAAACAACAUUGCUCUGCGUGCCCGCUUAGCCGAGGCGAUUGGUAAGGGCGAGAAAGAGCAGCAGCUGUCGGCUACGCGCAUUAAUGAGAUGCAGAGGCGGCUCAAGGAGAUGGAGGAUAUCCUUCUCAUGGCACAGCAGUUCUCCGAGGACGAAAUGGCGCGUCAUGAGGAAGAAGUCCGCAAUCUGCAGGAGAGUCACAGUCUUCAAUUGACGCGUGUCAAGAAUGGUGCGCGCAGCCCAAUGGCUCUGUCUCCGAAGCCGCCGAACACCCCAUUCGGCGCGCGUUCACCGCGGUUGGACAAGACGACCAGUGGGGACGGAAUGGCACUGAACGAGGCGGUUCAGUUCGAGACGCUUGCGAAGCGGGUCAAGGAAUUGGAGAAGUUGCUCCGGGACGCCGACUCGGAGAUGGAAGAGGUGGUCAGUCGGAUGAACCGUGCGCAGAUUGAAGUCGCCGAACUGCAGUCCGAUCGGGAUGAGGCCCUACGCCAAACCAGAAAGCUCCAGGCCGAGAUUCUGGCUGAACGCGAGGCAUUAAAGACCCUGAUUGUUUCUUAA